Messenger RNA from Diatraea saccharalis (sugarcane borer), 657 nucleotides. Lineage: Eukaryota; Metazoa; Arthropoda; Insecta; Lepidoptera; Crambidae. The record is from the annotation of a GenBank genome assembly.
AUGAAGACUACAUUACUAGCUAUAGGCAUCGCGUGGUGGAGUAUAGCCAUCGGUAAUCUGGAAGUGCGGCCGGUGGGCUGGCUGGGCAACCUAGUGCAGUACCAUCGGCAAAAGCUAAUACAAGACGUGCGGGACGAGGCACCUAUUCAAGUAAAAGCUUCUAUCCACCCCCGGCCGGAGGGUUACGUGGACUCGCCUCUGUGGAAUGUGACAUCGGUGCUACGUCUGAUGGCGCUGGUCCGGCGCAGCGCGGGCGCGGGGGAGGUGCGCGCCGCGCUGCGCCGGAUGCUGACGCCGCGCGCGCGCAGGAUGAAGGAGUACUUUGAGGAGGAUGACGGUACGAAUAUACUGGAUGAGGACGCGGUGCUGAUCAUCAGUAACCCGGUGGAGGCUCGCCUGCCUAGCGCUCAGAUCAGCGUCAAACUACUCAAGUCAGUACCCUACGCUCACUCUAGGGUAGGGGAGGAGGGGGGGGCGAUCGUGUUAGGCUCGACGAAUAUGGAAAACUCAUACGACUACGGUGACGUCAGCAGCAGCGCCGGCGACGUGACCGCGGACGGCGCCACCUCCGCCGCCCCCGGAGCGGACGCCAACGCCAUCGCGCCGCCGCCGCCCGCCGGGGACGCCACCGAGGCCGCCGCCGAACCCGCCGAAUAA